CUCUGCGAAAGCCGGGGCUGCUGCUUCAUCGAGAGCCCCCCUCCGGCGGGGGGCAAGCGGGGGGUGCCCUGGUGCUUCUACCCCCCUGACUUCCCCAGCUACACCCUAGAAAGCCUCAACAAGACAGCGCUGGGCAUGGUGGGGCUGCUGGUGCGGAGGGAGAAGGCCUAUUACCCCCAGGACAUCAAGAUGCUGAGGCUGGACGUGGAGUUUGAGACAGACACGCGGCUGCACAUCAAGAUAAUGGAUGCGGCCAACCCACGGUAUGAGGUUCCCCUCGAGGUUCCCCGGGCGAUGAAGAGAGCGGAAAACCCCAUCUACAGCCUGGACUUCUCCCGGGACCCCUUUGGGGUGCUGCUGCGGCGCAGGGCGACGGGGACGGUGCUGCUCAACACCACCGUGGCCCCCUUGAUCUUCGCUGACCAGUUUCUCCAGAUAGCCACAUCGCUCCCGUCGAGGUUCCUCUACGGGCUGGGGGAGCAUCGUGGCACCUUCCUGCACAGCCUGGACUGGAGCACCCUCACGCUGUGGGCACGCGACGUCUCUCCCACGGAAUCAUUCAACCUCUACGGCGCUCACCCCUUCUACCUGCUGAUGGAGGAGGGCGGAGAUGCUCAUGGGGUUUUCCUCCUCAACAGCAACGCGAUGGAGGUGGCCCUGCAGCCCGCUCCGGGCCUGACCUGGAGGACUAUCGGGGGGGUGCUGGAUUUUUACAUCUUCCUGGGGCCCGAUCCCAACAUGGUUAUCCAGCAGUACCAGCAGGUGAUAGGUUUCCCGGCCAUGCCGCCCCUCUGGGCGCUCGGCUUCCACCUCUGCCGGUGGGGCUACGGAUCCAGCAAUGAGACCUGGCAGACCGUGAGAGCCAUGAGGAACUACCAGAUCCCCCAGGAUGCACAGUGGAAUGACAUCGAUUACAUGGAUGGGUACCGGGACUUCACCGUCGAUCCCCAGAACUUUGCCUCCCUCCCCUCGCUGGUGGAAGACCUCCACAAACACAGACAGCGCUACGUUAUGAUCUUGGAUCCCGGCAUCAGCAGCACCAGCCCUCAUGGCUCCUACUGGCCUUUUGACGAAGGCUUGAGACGGGGCUUGUUCCUAAACACCACCCAAGGGCAGACGCUCAUCGGGCAGGUCUGGCCCGGCUUCACUGCCUUCGCAGAUUUCUCCAACCCGGACACGCACCCGUGGUGUCCCGGCAGGAUUGACAUGAAUGAGCCGUCCAACUUCAUGGAUGGGUCUGAAGACGGCUGCCCCCCGGGAGAGCUCGACAGCCCACCGUACACCCCGGUCCACAACCUCUACGGGCUGAUGGAAGCCAAAGCCACAGCGAGCGCAUUGAUCCAGAUCCGGGGGAAGCGCCCCUUCGUCAUCUCCCGCUCCACCUUCCCCAGCCAGGGCCGGUACUCGGGGCACUGGAAACCGGGGACCACCAGCGAGGCGACCCGAGGGAACCCCCUGCGCCUCAUCGUGGCCUUGUCCUCAAGUGCCACCGCCUGGGGGGACCUCUUCUGGGAUGACGGCGAAAGCCUGGACACUUUCGAGCGGGGCAGCUACUCCUACCUGGUGUUCAAUGUCACGCAGAACAUCUUCACCUCCACCGUCCUCCACGCCAGCACUGAGGCCACCGAGGUCACUGUUGGCACACUGAGCAUCUUUGGGGUGCGGGAGCCACCCAGCAAGGUCCUCCUGAACGGCCAGGAGAAGCCCUUCUCCUACCUGGACAACCAGGUUCUCACCGUGAGUGACCUUGGCCUCAGCCUCAGCCAGGGCUUCUCCCUGCGGUGGCUGUGA
Fulmarus glacialis (Northern fulmar) is the source of this 1791-nucleotide messenger RNA. It is a transcript of the gene GAA, whose product is annotated as glucosidase, alpha; acid. The transcript is spliced from 16 exons. The record is from RefSeq and is a predicted model, not a curated record. Gene Ontology annotation, molecular function: alpha-1,4-glucosidase activity; carbohydrate binding. Gene Ontology annotation, biological process: carbohydrate metabolic process. Lineage: Eukaryota; Metazoa; Chordata; Aves; Procellariiformes; Procellariidae. The annotation marks the transcript as partial.